CAUUUGUUUCCGUGUCUGCAAUAAGCCUUUUUUUUCCCUUCCUUUUCGUCCUUCCAGUUGAAUUAAUCGCUUGGUUCUUACGCCUGUGUGUUAGCGGCUCUGUUAGUAUAGGCAGAACAUGGAUGACUUCGAUAUGCUGAACGCUCCUGCCGCCGGUAAUGGUGUGGGCUCGGAAGAAGACCCAGCUGCGGCUUUUCUGGCCCAGCAGGAGAGCGAUAUUGCGGGGAUUGAAAACGACGAAGGUUUCAGCAUCCUGGACAGCGGAGAGAUUCCUUCGUCUCUGGGAGACUCAAACGAUGGUGCUAUCAACGGAGACCUUCAUGGGGAAAGCAAUGGCCCAUCAGAUGCCUAUGCAGCAAUUUCUAAUGCUGACCGACUGCAGGCUGAACCUGAAAGCCUGCGCAAGUGGAGGGAGGAACAGAGAGAGAGGCUGGAGAUACUGGAUGAUAACUCCCGCAAGCAGGAGGUCGAGUGGAAGGAGAAGGCCAAGGUGGAACUGGAGGAAUGGCAUGCGAGGCAGAAUGAACAGCUUGAGAAGACCAAAGCCAAUAACAGGGUUCUGGAUGAAGACUUCUACAAGCAGCCCUUCUCUGAGCUCAUUGGUUAUGUCACACACAUUAACCAUCCUUGCUACCGCCUAGACCAGGCGGCGGAGGAGGCCAUGAUUUCAGAUCUGGAUGAGAACAACCCUGGCACAGAGUGGGAGAGAGUGGCGCGGCUCUGCGACUUCAACCCCAAGUCCAGCAAGCAGGCCAAAGAUGUGUCCCGCAUGCGCUCUGUUCUCAUUUCCCUUAAGCAGUCCCCGUUAGUCCGCUAGGCCCGACCCACCAGCUGCUCAGGGUGUCAUUCACUCUCAUACUCUAUCAUCACACACCAAUCAUCCCAAACUACCUAUGCCCCGCCCCGAUGCCACGGCUGUCCGUGUGUUUGUUGUACCUUGAUUUGUUUUAGAGUUGAAGGAUGUAGGCAGUGGAAAUGACGCUGAGACUCUUUGAAGCACCAGCUCAGAGCUCUCUGCCGUUUCAAUGGUUUUACACAUUUGCUCCAUGUAUGAAGAAAGACCUUGUAAUUCCUUGUUGAAAUAUACCGAUAUCGAAUCCAGUGACACCCACGUCAGGUCUCAGUGGUCUGUGGAACAUUUCUGAGAGUUAAAAGAACAGAGCAGCUGCUUGAGUGUAAAAUGAGCUACACUCCAACACCAGCACCGAUCAUUCCAAAGUGCUGUUGUCCAACUACUUAUCCUGACAUUUCCUAAGAAUCCUUUUGGGACCUAAGAGAUUUGAUCCAUAUGAAUAGAGUUUAAUUUCUCUGCUGCACUUGAAGACAUUACUUCAUUUUUUUUUUUUCCUUCAAAGAAGCAUCUUUAGAACAUUUAAGGACCAAACUAAAGACAAAACUCCAAACUGAGUGUGUGAGCUGUGUAGAGCCUGUGUGUGGCAUAAUUGAUAAAUUUCUUAAUCUAUGCAUUUAGUUUUGAAGUUUGUUCCCUCUUCACCAGUCAGCAAAAGAACAAAGUCCUGUUAUUACAAUACAUGUGACCAGUGUAUGUGCGGUUCAACUACAACUGUGUGUAUGUACUCUAUGCGUGUACCUAUGUACAUAUACAGAAUGCAAUAUAUAUACAGAAUAUAAAAUGUUUGUCACUAAAAUUACACUGUAUUGUAGUUUGAAAGAAUUUGUUGGCCAACUGUUGCUUGACCAUCUGUAUUCAUCGUCCAUUUGAUUUCAGUA
This is a messenger RNA of Thalassophryne amazonica, 1731 nucleotides long. RefSeq names its product clathrin, light chain A (gene clta). Gene Ontology annotation, molecular function: clathrin heavy chain binding; structural molecule activity. The transcript is spliced from 7 exons. Gene Ontology annotation, cellular component: postsynaptic endocytic zone cytoplasmic component; clathrin coat of trans-Golgi network vesicle; clathrin coat of coated pit. Gene Ontology annotation, biological process: clathrin-dependent endocytosis; intracellular protein transport; clathrin coat assembly. The coding region runs from base 119 to 817 and encodes 232 amino acids. NCBI's taxonomy places the organism in Eukaryota, Metazoa, Chordata, Actinopteri, Batrachoidiformes, Batrachoididae. The record is from RefSeq and is a predicted model, not a curated record.